AUGAUAGGAUGGACAUACCCCAUUAUUCUUGGAUUACUCUAUCUGUCAAGCCUGGCUUUGAGCGAGGAGCAGGAGUCGAAGCCAGAACAGCGAGUCAAUAAUUCUAAUCCGACUAUUGAUCGUUCCUCUCAUCACCACAUCGAAGAUCCAACCUACCAAGGCUUCUGGAUGAAAAAGUUCGUUUGGCGUCCCCGAUGGGUGAAAACUUGGCAGGAAAAGAAGGUUUACGUAGCUGUGUGGAAACGUAUGUGGGGUCCAGUAGAAGUUAAAGAAUGGGUGCCGGUGCCUAAACCACCACCUGGUUGGGUCAAGCAUAAAUCAGGCCCGUACUUUGUAAAAUUACCGCAUUAA
Messenger RNA from Parnassius mnemosyne (clouded apollo), 351 nucleotides. Lineage: Eukaryota; Metazoa; Arthropoda; Insecta; Lepidoptera; Papilionidae. The record is from the annotation of a GenBank genome assembly.